AUGGAUUAUCCGGAUAUUUUGCGGCUAAAUGGCCAUUCAAAUUUUGUAGAAGAUUGCUGCUACUCCGCGGACAGUUCACGCAUUGUAUCUUGUAGUGGAGACCAAACGGUUUUGUUAUGGGACACACAAACUGGUCAAAAAACACAAACUAUUGGAAAACAUGACGCUGAAGUAUGGUCAUGCGAUUUCAGCCCGUUUGGUAUAUACAUUUGUUCUGCUUCGAGUGAUAAAACGGUGCGCAUUUGGGACCAACGCGUUCAAGGUGAGGUAGCCACAUUCAAAGGGCACACCAAAACUGUAUGGUCAUGCACAUUUCACCAAAGUUGGUCGUCUUGGAAACUAGCGUCAGCGUCAUCAGACAACAGCGUGAAAAUUUGGAAUUGGAAAACACUAAGCGUUGAACAAACUAUCGAAAAUCAUCAAAAUAAUGUUGACCAUGUUUCGUUUUCCAAUAAUGGGCAAAGUUUGGUGACUUGUGGUCGCGACUGGACGGUUCAAAUUCUUGAAAAUUAUUCAGACAAAUCUGAACGUAAACUUAAAAUUUUAGCCAAACAUAGAAGCCGGGUAAAUUAUUGUUGCUUUUCCGGAACAGACGAUGAAUUGGUAUUGUCGUGUUCUGAUGAUAGAACUGUCAAGGUUUGGGACCGAGUGACUUUGGCCAACACAAAAACGUUCACAGGCCACCUUAAUAAUGUAUGGUCUUGCGAUACUCGACCUUUGGGUGAUAGAACUAUUCUGGUGUCUUGCUCUAGUGACAAGACUGUCAGGUAAUGAUGUGGUUAAAUUGGCGUUUCGAGCGAAGGCCAUUCAUUGGGACGAGGUAGUGAAUAAUGUAUCAAAGAUGUGAAGUUGGAAAUAUGUUAGGUCCGGAAAAUUUUAUUCCUCCUUCCAACAUUUCCGGGAAAAACAUGUAAUGCCCCCCAAAAUAACAACUGCUCCGCCGCCACUGGCCUUUGUGAUUACUUGACGAUUGACCAUCUCUGGAUAUGAAUUGGACCAAUCACCGAGUAACAGUGUCUGUGAUAUUUUCUAACUUUCAUUUAGAUUUUGGGAUAUGCAAGAUGGAUCAGAGUUACGGAAGAUAAGGACAAUGGAUAAUGAAAUUGAAUCCGAGGAUCAACUUCUCUGUUGUCGGUUUUCUCCGGACAUGUCUCAACUUGCCGUGUGUUCGAAUAAUGGCAACCUAUACCUUAUUGAAAUGAGAGGAAUCGUGCAAAAAAUGUUGGAGCAUUUUACCUAA
Paramuricea clavata is the source of this 1240-nucleotide messenger RNA. NCBI's taxonomy places the organism in Eukaryota, Metazoa, Cnidaria, Anthozoa, Malacalcyonacea, Plexauridae. The record is from the annotation of a GenBank genome assembly.